Molecule: messenger RNA, 1119 nt
Organism: Phycomyces blakesleeanus NRRL 1555(-)
Lineage: Eukaryota; Fungi; Mucoromycota; Mucoromycetes; Mucorales; Phycomycetaceae
Exons: 3
Coding region: 1-996 (331 amino acids)
Biological process (GO): mitochondrial magnesium ion transmembrane transport
Cellular component (GO): mitochondrial inner membrane
Molecular function (GO): magnesium ion transmembrane transporter activity
Source: RefSeq, a predicted model, not a curated record
AUGCAAUGUCACCCUCAUUCCUCAUUUGUAGGUUCCGAGUUUGAUGAAGAGGGCAAUCUCAAAAUUAUUGCCGGAGAAUUCAGAAAAUCUGAAUUCUGUCAGCAGCAUUCCUUGUUGCCUCGAGAUCUGCGCACGAUUGAUACCAAUACGUUUUACCAGAAACCUUCAAUCCUUGUGCGUUCCAAGGCUAUACUGGUUAAUAUGGGUCACAUAAAAGCACUACUAAAGAGCGACUCUGUGAUUCUAUUGGAUACAUAUGGAUCAUCAGAUAGUUACAACCAAAGCGUUUUUAUUGAUGAUCUUCAAGAGCGGCUGAAAUCACACAAAGAGGGCCUACCUUUUGAAUUUAGAGCACUGGAAGCUAUCCUGAUUGCUGUCACUUCAUCCCUUCAGUCAGAAAUAGAAGUCCUGGAAGGGCCUGUCAACAAACUUCUCAGCGAUUUGGAAGAUUUGGCUGAUAUUGAAGAGUCUGUGAGUGGGUACCGUUUGCGAGAUCUUUUACAAUAUUCCAAAAAACUGUCAAAAUUUGAGCAAGAUGCACUCUCGAUUCGUGAUGUUCUUGAAGAACUUUUGGAUCACGAUGAUGACUUGGCUGCUAUGUACCUAACAGCAAAGAAGGAGAAACAGCCUAGAGCGUCUGUUGACCACGAAGAAGCUGAACUGCUAUUAGAAGCUUAUCUCAAACAGACUGAAGAAAUUGCUUCCAAAGCAUCCACACUUCGGUCUCACAUGCGCUCGACCGAGGAAAUUGUUCAGAUUAUUCUGGAUGUCUCACGCAAUUCUCUGAUGUGGUACGAUAUUCGUCUAACCAUUCUAACCCUAUCGGCCACCGUCGUCAGUGGUUACGGGGCCCUAUUUGGCAUGAAUUUGCGGAACUACUUUGAAGGCGACCCCUUUGCGUUCGGGCUUGUUUCAGGCCUUGCACUAUUGUCAGGUUGUGGCGUGUUUGCUGUUUCUGUUCGUAAACUAAAGACACUUGCGAAGAUGAAAGGAUAGAAAAUAAUAAUAAUACAUGUACUCUUAAGUGUUUAAACAAUAGACAGCCCUCUUCUCCAUUCCUUCUUUGUGUAUGACAUUUUCUUUCUUUCUUAAUAUAACCCUUUCCUUCUUCUUCUUCUU